Molecule: messenger RNA, 3487 nt
Organism: Oncorhynchus keta (chum salmon)
Lineage: Eukaryota; Metazoa; Chordata; Actinopteri; Salmoniformes; Salmonidae
Gene: tmem151a
Product: transmembrane protein 151B
Exons: 2
Coding region: 605-2317 (570 amino acids)
Source: RefSeq, a predicted model, not a curated record
AAACACAUGACCAAACGCGCGAGGAGGAGGAGGGUGAACGAAAUUAUCUGCCAAUCAUAAUAUCUGAAUGGUAGGAUGAGGAUCCAUUUACGCCUACGGAUAAAUAGCGUGCUAUCGCACUUGACAGACCAUAGCUGCAUCGUCAGGAGGUAGCCUACCAAAUAAUAACGCGAUGUCUCGGUUGUGAUUUAACGUACAGUAUUUCCCUCAUCUAUCUUCCCCGCUGGAUGGUCCAUGUUGGAGCCUGGAGCUACUGUAGAUGAGUAGAUUGCAGCAAUACAUUAGCAAUAAAACAACAUACGGUGACUUAACAGACACCCGAGAAACUACACAUGAAACUGUUUUUUGCCAUGUCCCGCGGUCGUGUGACAAGAACCGCAGGACAGGAUCGAAUCAAUCCGUUGGGGCAAUGCUAGGAGCUGUGUUAAUAACCUGGCAAGAGGAAUACUUGAUACUCGAAGACGUUUGCUUUCGGAGAAUCGAAUUCGGACAUGGGGCUUGAGUUGUCAUGCGGGGCGGUCCGGACACUGGACCCCCUGAUCGUGGGAGUCUCGGAUAGAUCCCGAUGCUCACGGUCAAAUCAUAGCUUGUGAGGAACGAAAGAAUGCCUGCGGUGACCGGAGAAGCGCCCUUACUGAACGGGGGCAGAAGAGAAGAGCAGCGUCCCUGUAAACAGUCCCUUCCCGGGUCCCUAUGCCGAGAGUCCCAUUGGAAGUGCCUGCUCCUCACGCUGCUGAUGUUCGGCUGUUUCGCCACGCUGGGAUGGUGCUCUUUUUACCGCGUCACUGUCAUGGCUGCCGAUGAACACGGCCUCUACUACGGCGGCCGCGCCCGCCUCUACCAUGACAGUCCCUGCUCCAACGGCUACGUCUACAUCCCGGUGGCCUUCCUGAUCAUGCUGUACCUGGUCUACCUGGUGGAGUGCUGGCACUGCUUCUCUAAAACAUCCUCUCUGGCCCGGGUGAGGAUUAGCAAGGUGUACAACAGGGUCCAGAGGCUGCAGCAGGCCAUGCCCUGUAUCUGGUGGAAGGCCAUCAGCUAUCACUAUGUGAGACGGACACGGCAGGUCACUCGAUACCGCAAUGGUGACGCUUACACCACCACACAGGUGUACCAUGAGCGGGUCAACACACACACAGCCAGCUCUGAAUUUGACUAUACCCGACAUGGUGUCAAGGACGUAUCCAAGGAGCUUCUUGGCCUUCUGGAGCACCCGGCCGUACGCCUUCGUUUCACCAAGUGUUUCAGCUUUGCCAGUGCCCAUGCCGAGGCUGCCUACCUCACCCAACGCGCACGCUUCUUCGCAGAGAACGAGGGUCUGGAUGACUACAUGGAGGCACGGGAGGGCAUGCACCUGAAGAACGUGGACUUCCGUGAGCACAUGCUAGCCUUUCCUGACCCGGCGUGGCCGCCCUGGUUCUCUCGCCGGCGCAUGUAUUGGCUGAUCUCAGCCCUGAUGUUGUCCUGGCCACUACGUGUGGUGUCAGAGUACCGUACGGCAUAUGUCCACUAUCAUGUGGAGAAGCUGUUUGGUGAGAACGAGGAAGUCAAUGACAGCACUGAGAUGGGCAACUACCGCUCAGGCCAGGAGAAUGGGCAACGCGGUGGCCCCAGAUUACGUGUCAUAUCGAGGGUCAACACGGUAGACAUCACUGAACUGGAGUGGCACAUUCGCUGCAACCAGCAGAUGGUGCCCAGUUACUCCGAGGCGUUGCUGAUGGAUCUGAACACCAACAACACAACAUCUUCACCCUCUGCGUUUACCGGGGCAACGCGUGUCCCUAUGAGGCGGAACUCUAGCUACGUCCUCCAGAGCUGCCCCCGCUGUCGCAGGUCCACCAGCAGCUCCUCGCUCCCCUCGCGAGUCAGGGGGAACGUGGCGAUGGGGGCGGGCUCUUUGACAUAUGGGACAGUGGGAAGGAUGGGAGGAGGAAGGCUAGCCCUCAGCCGCAGUGGAUUCUCUCUGGGCCGUUUGCACACGGUGCGGCAGGCCUGCCUGUUUCACUCCCGGAGCCUUGGUGCAGGGAUGGGGAGUAGAGGGGAUGAAGGUGGUGGGUUUCUGGGACUGGGCCUCCGCCGGGCUAAUGAAGAGAGCAGAGGGGUACUGGAGGGAGAAGGAUUUGAAGAGGAUGAGAAUAGUCUGCAGCUAGAGGAGGAUAGAGAGCAGGAACUAGAGAGAGUGAGGGCUGAGAUCAUGCAGGGAGUGGCCUGUGUGACAGAGAGGCCACCAGCUUAUCAGGAAGCUCUCCACUUGCCUGUGUUGAUCGUCCAUGGUGAGGAGAGCUGCCAUGGAGGGGAGGACCUUGACACAGGAUAGUCACUAUGAUUGGCUCGGGUGAUGGAGAGUAGAUAAGCGAAUCUGCUCAGGAUGAGGAUGAUGCAAGAAAUGAAUGAGAGGAGGGCAGAGGAGAGGAAAAUAGGGAAGGAAGAAAAAGAAGUGGUAAUAUGGAAAGGAUUGGAAAGAAGAGAGGGGUAAGGAAGGACUAAGAAAACAAAUGGAAAACCCCUAGUUUCCAGACCUGCGACAAAUGACUACUGCAAAAUGUGUAGGGAAACCAAACUAUUGUGUCACGGUAGAUUAAAUUACAACUAUGUAGUUGUUCUUGCUUGAGAGUGUGUAAUAUGUGUAUCCCAUUGUCCACAAUGAACAACAAUCGCUUUGUAUCAUUGUUCAUCAAUGUAUGAAAUGUAUGUUCAUGAAUGUAUGGAUGUAUCAAUGAGCUGCUGAGUUAGCGCUUAACAUCAGGAGUAGUAGUAGUCCACCAAGCUAUUAGAUUAAUUCAAGGGGCACUGUAUAUUGUGUAAACUUACAUAACUCCCGGGUGGAGGUGGAGCACAACUCUCAUGCCAAUGAAAUCAAAAAAAUAUUACCAUUACACAGAGACGAUAGUAAUCCGAUUUUGUAUUACUUUUAGAUGUAAACAAAUAAUACAUUUGAUCAAGGCACUGAGGUGAUGCGGCAUAUGUCAUCUACUCAUCUUCCUCUUGAGAUAAUGCAGAUCCAAGCGGCCAACAAUAUUGUCUAUGACAUCACAGAUAUAGUGAAAAAUGUUUUAAGAGGUAAGUGCACAUAUGGGUAUGUUUGAGCAGGGAUGCAGUAGUUGCUAAAAAUCUAUCUACUUUAUGAGAAACUUCAUGAUUUUAUAAAAAUGUCCUUGUAGCUCAGCUUUGUGACUCCGUCAGCCAAAAACAUGCAUUUGCCCCCCUCACAGACAACAGGAAUGUGGAGAAAGACACUCACUUUUUAAACCUAACAUGGAUAUGGGGAACAGGAGAUGGAAUAUGAUAAGAUAGAGUUAUGGAGAGAGCAAUUGUCCCAUUUUAUGUUGGUAAGAUUAACCCCUUUAUUUAUCCAAAAUGCCUCUUAGCAAUUUGGCCUUAACCACAAUUCUAAAGGGGUUCUCCCCAUGUCUCAGUUCUGCCCACUGUUGUAGUUCUACAUCAUGGUCAAGUAUGGAUAUGAUGCAGUUGAGGACAUAUCCCCCCC